CGCGGCUUCUUCUCUCGGAGGAAAAAUAAGUACUUCCCUCAAGUCAACCGUGGAUUUAUCCGUUGGGGUAAAUAUACAAGAGGGGACUUAUCGCUUGUUGGUCUUUGGUGUUAGUGGACCGAUCGGGAGCAGUACCGACGUCAGCGUGACGUGACAUAGAGACGAUUUUUUAAAGCUCGAGAGAUUUGGAUCAAAUUGAUGAUUUUUGCUGAAAUGAGUCCAUCAUUGGUAAUAAGGACCGUUUCUUUAGCCAGGAUGGGUUCGUCGUUAUGACGGUGACAGCUAGCAUAGCUCUUCAUCGCGACAGGGACCGCCGUUGUUAUUGGCUCUCUUAGACAACAUUCUCGGGGAAACUGUAUUGAGUUGUGCUGAUUCGAGAAGGACUUUCUUUUUUUGGGAUAACUGCUGUUUCGUUUGUUGUCAACCUUACGGGCUCGAGAAAACAAAAUGGGGGUCGUCCCAACCUACCUGGGAAUCGGGACAACAAAGUUUAUUUUGUGUGGUGAAUAAGAAUUUCCUUUGAAUUCGAUCUGAAUCCCUUAAUAAUGUUUCCGACCCACGAAAGAGAAAUCCGGGCGAUAACCCGUAACAGGACCGAGACUGACAUUCUCCAGAAGCGGCUUGGGAAACUGGAGCGGGCGAAGACAGAGUUAAACCUCUCUCGCCACUACCAGACGACCUCGGUGAGGAGGUUCCUGACUCAGUGUCAGAGGACAAGUGGUUAUGGCAGCGGGAACAUCAUAGACUCUGACAGUAACGACAAACUAAUUGGAAACCGAAGUGCGCCUCCUCUCUCAAAAAGUGCACAGACUUGUUUUGGGAUGGGGAUGGGACGGGGGGUUCGGUUUGCUCGGGGAGAUAGUGGGCAAGAGGAUGGAAUUCCUGGCGAUGAACUCAGGCAAAAAACGGGUGUAGCGCCGUAUAAGUCCAAUACCUUAAUUCACAAACGGCUGGAUCGUGUUGAUUCUGGAUGUGGCACAUCUUGCAGUACGUCAUCAUACGACAGUGAUGAUAAAAUCGAUGAUGUUUUAAAUUGGAGACUAAAAACACCAGCCAAUGCGAAGACAGUUGCAAACAAAUUACCUGUCGCGCAAAGGUCAAGAGGUGUUGCCACCAGAGGACAGCAAUCAUCCAUAGACGCUGUUCCUGCGCCUAGUCCAUCACCCUCCGGACAAAAACGGAACGAGAUUACUACGUUGACCCUCCAAACAACUCCCAUGUCUCCGCGGAAAUAUUUAAAGCCUGAUUCCCGGUAUAUCGUGGACCGGUUUAUGGUGAGGCGAAAACUUUUAAUCCGAAGACAGACUUAUCCAGAUUUUCCGUUAUUUGUUAAUAAUUCGGAGGGGGUAGUUCGGGUUCCGAGUGCAAUAUCGCGCACGCGCAUCAAGAGUGAGCUAUCUAAGAUGGAGGGCACCCCACAGGGCCCCACACUGGAGAGGAACCAUGGUCAGGAUGCAAGACAGUACAUGAGAAAAAGGAUAGAUACAUUCCUUGGUUCUAUAGACUAUCUUUGUCAACAACUUGAAGAAACACCAAAGACAACUCCACGGAAUUAGAGUGAAAUAUCCCAGCUUUCUGUUUGUGACUUUGUCCUUCAGGUUGUGAGUUCUUCCUCACCACAAACUGUAGAUGAAUGGAAGGACGGAAUCACUCUCUCCUUGAAAUUCGGCGAGGAUAAACAAUAAUGAAAAAGGCGUCUAUCUGUCGGAGUCCCUGUGGACAAAACUUUUGCCAGAAUGCACUUGCAAUCGCAACCAAGUAAACUAUAAUCAAAAAGGCUAGAGGUACGAGACCCGGUCACUUGCUAGAGGUACGGGACCCGUAUUCCAGGUCAAAAGGCUAAAGGUAGGGGAGUUCUUUUGCGCAUGCGCACACAAUUCCUGUAUCUCUAGCCACACGUGGCAAGUUUUAUUCGUUCGUACCUUUUUUAUAGUGCCCUGCGAGUACGGGAAAUUUGUUAAUAAGGAUUAUUAUUAUUAUCAUAAUGAACUCCAGCACGCACCAGUGCCUUGCCAGGUGAGAUGAGUCAACGGUCCUCAUGGGUAGUGAGCCAGAAGGUCUUCAUUGGCAAACUCUAUCACAAAAAUUUGCCAAAAGAUUUAGGUUCUAAUGUUUCUGUGACGUUUUAUGCUCGAGGUUUACAUUCGGAAAUUCUAAAGUUCAUUUCGAGUCCAGAAACAAUAUUCAAUCAAU
Molecule: messenger RNA, 2193 nt
Organism: Lineus longissimus
Lineage: Eukaryota; Metazoa; Nemertea; Pilidiophora; Heteronemertea; Lineidae
Exons: 2
Coding region: 546-1556 (336 amino acids)
Source: RefSeq, a predicted model, not a curated record